Musa acuminata subsp. malaccensis (wild Malaysian banana) is the source of this 3113-nucleotide messenger RNA. RefSeq lists its product as uncharacterized. The record is from RefSeq and is a predicted model, not a curated record. NCBI's taxonomy places the organism in Eukaryota, Viridiplantae, Streptophyta, Magnoliopsida, Zingiberales, Musaceae.
GGACACCGGGGUGCGUCUUGGGAAAUUCUCACCCACUCCCUCUCUCCCGAUGUCGCGGUUCCCGAGGAAGCAAGAUGACGUCAGGUAAGUAAACCGCAGGGGUGGACCAGAGCAAUGGUCUUGUCGUCGUCUCUUCUCACUCUCUCUCUUCCGUUGCCCCCUCGUUUCGUGUUGGAAAUAUCGAAGCCUAACCCUGAUGGGGAGAUCGGACGGACCCCGCGGCAUGAAGAGGAGGAGGAGGAGCAGCGGCAGUGCGUUCGCGGUGGGGGCGAAGGUGGAGGUUCGGAGUGAUGAAGACGGGUUCCGAGGGGCGUGGUACGAGGCCACCGUCGUCCGGCAGCUCUCGCAGCGCCGCUUCGAGGUCGUCUAUGCCUUCCUCGUUGAGGACCACGAUCCAUCUCAGCCCCUCCGCGAGGUUGUCCAGCGCUCUAAUUUACGCCCCCAACCACCGCCGCUACUGGCCGCGGACGCAGCCUCCUCCGGCGGAGGCCGCUACAGUCUUCACGAUCUCGUCGAGGCUUUCCACAACGACGGGUGGUGGGCCGGCGUCAUAUUCGCCGUCCUCCAUGGACCGACCACUAGUCGGUACCUCGUGUCCUUUCCUACAAGCAGGGAAGAGGUAGUGUUCGAGGAGUCUCAAAUGCGGCCCCAACUUCAGUGGGUACGCGGCCGCUGGGUACCUGUGGACGAGCAGAGAGCUGAAGAUCCAGCGUUCUCAAGUGGAGCUCAAGUCGAAGUCAGUCGGGACAGAGAGAACUAUGGCGCAGCCUGGUUUGGCGCUAGUGUUGUGGAAGUGUUCAACAGCACUACAGUCUUGGUAGAGUAUGAGAAUCUGAAAGCUGAGAAUAACGAUGAACUUCUGAGAGAGAUUGUUGAUGCUCAAUACAUAAGAACCUGUCAGCCAAAUGCAGCCCUGGUGAAGGAUUUUGCCUUGAAUGAUGAGGUGGAGGUGCUUCACCAUGGCGGGUGGGUGCCAGGAAUGAUUUCAAAGAUAGUCAAUGGGUCCAAGUACAUUAUCAAGAUGUUGCACGAUGAGAAUGAGACUGAGUUUGGUCAUGCUGAGCUCAGACUCCGCCGAUUUUGGAAUGGUCAGCAGUGGGUUUUCAAGUCUCAGAUGACAUCAACAGCUCUAACUGAAGCCAGGUCUACUGGUAGUAAACGAAAUUCACAUUCUGGCAAAAGAUAUCAUCUUCCCAUUUCAGUGUCAACUUCUAGUGAUGAUGAUGAUGUUGAUGUUGAUGUCACAUGUGAACCUGGCUCUACUAACUUGAGUCUGAAACAUAAGAUAGCGGAGGGUCAGCUUGAGUGUUCACAAGUUUGCAACAACAUGAAGAAAGUGGAUUCUUUGGAAUACAGCAUGGGAUCACCAUGUAGUUCACUACUUGUAGGAUACCCUGCAACUCCAAUGACCGAGAUUAACCUUUCCGUUGCAAUGCCAAUGAUAGAAUAUAGCUCUUCAGUGGAGAAGCAUCAUUCUGAAAGCCCAUUUUUAGGGGAAAUUGCUGAUAUGGCCAAUGUGGGUACAACAUUGCCACCUAACCCCUUAUUAGAUGAGCAUCUUAAUGCACAUAAGAAUGGUUUACCCAAAAUACCAGUCAGGGAUGAAGUUUCUCCACGUAACAGUGGCAAUGGAUCAGAGCAUCAAUCAAAGGUAACUCAAGUCAGUGGUGCACCAAUUAGUCAUGAAAUCAAUGGUUUUUUCCAAUAUGCAGAACAGAGGAACUCUGAAGGUGUCCAUGGUUCUAGUCUGAACAUUACAAAGGGAAGAAGGAAGCUCAUCAUUAAGGCUCCACGACGUCUAAAAAUGGCCAAUAGUGAUGAUAGUGUGAGACAGCAAGCACAAGAUGAGACCCAAAGGAGGCCAAGCAUAGUAGAUUCAAUGAGAUGCUUCAGCAGCAUGUGUGCCUCCAUAAGAUGUGAACCUAUAAAUUCUAACAAAUCAGCUAAUGAGGUCUUCACAAGCGAUGGUAGUAGGGAUAAGAAUGAGUUAUCAGGUUGUUUAUGCCAAGCUACUUCACCACUUUGCCGACAAAAUGAUGUCUUAUUGCUUCAAGGAAACACACCAAUUCUGGAUGUAGUAGGGAACUCAAGAAUCAGGUGUUUGGUAGCACAAUCUUUGCCAGAUGUUGUAUCAAGCUCACUAAGAACUACAUGUGGUGGUAUUCUUAACAAUGCAAGGGUUUACACUGUAGACCAGAUUAUUCCAUCUGUAAUUGGGGAAAGCUGUACUGAGAUUAAUCACAAUAAAGCACCAUCUGAGACAGUUAUCUUUGAGAGUAUGGGUGCCCUGAUUGAUCCCAUCUCUACAGGGUCACCUUUAAAAGAGGAACUGAUGCCAUUCUCAAAGACUUCAUCCAUGUGGGAACCAAUAGAGUCAAUGGAAAUCUUCCAGGUAAUGCCUCAACAGCCACAUUUUCACCCAUUGGAGCAGUACUCUAUGGAGUUUCGCGAAGGAAUGGCUAUUGGUCUUAUGAUAUCAUUUGCCAACUUAGUUGCCAAUAUUCAGCAGAUACAUAUUGAUGAUGCACAAGCAACUAUUGAGGGAAGGUUGAGGGCACUCAGCGCCUUUGAGGCAAAUGGAUUCAAUGUUCAUUGUUUGCGGUCGCGCCUUCAGGACCUGCUUGAGAUGCAUGUCAACCGAAGGCAGUGUGAGACUAGAAAAGCAGCACUCAAAGUGAAGAUGUUAGAGAAAAAAGAUGAUAAUGAGAGGCUAGACUCUUUAAUUGCAGCAUUUGAUAAAGCUAUCUUGGAACUGGAGCAAAAUCUUGCCAGCUUUCGUGAUAAAAAAGAUUCAGUCAUCAGGGAAAGGAGCAGCAAUGAUUCUGAGAUAUCAAAAUUGCAAGUGAAUAUCCUGGAAGCUGAAGUGACACAUAAUUCUGCUGAAGAAAAUUUCAAAGCUAUCUUAUCUGCACCAUGGUAAACGUCCACAACGAUGGCAUCUUAAGAUGUGUUUUUCUUUUUCGUUUGUCUAAGUGUGAGCUUAAAUUAGGAAGUGUUUCUUUUCUGACCCAUGUGUAAUUUUGAACACUGAUGUCAUCAUCAGAUGCUAUGUAAAUUGUGUCUGGUAGUUUUGGCUCUUUAUCAUGUCAACCUAGUAUGGUGUUUGAAGCAUA